CCGGCCCCCGGCCCCACCUCCCCGUUAAAAGGCCAGCGGGGCACGUGGCUGGGGACCGUGCGGAGUUUGCGGCCGCCAGGCAGCAGCGAGCAGUUCCUUAGCUGGGCCGCCCCUGCUCCGUCCCCCGACGCACAGCCUGCAGUUGGCGCUACCUGUCUGCGGAGGAUCGCACCCCAGCGGAGGAGAGCACGGUGGCCAUGGCUCAAGCGGCGCCCGCCCAGCCAGAUACAGAGAAGAGCUCAUACCUCUACUCCACAGAGAUCACACUGUGGACCGUGGUGGCUGCCAUUCAGGCCUUGGAGAAGAAAGUGGAUUCCUGCCUGACCCGCUUGCUGACUCUUGAAGGACGCUCAGGGACGGCGGAGAAGAAGCUGGCAGACUUCGAGAAGACGGCCGUGGAGUUCAGCAGCCAGCUGGCGGGCAAGUGGGCCGUGCUGGGGACCCUGCUGCAGGAGCAUGGGCUGCUGCAGCGGCGGCUGGAGAGCUUGGAGAACCUUAUGAACAGCCAGAACUUCUUGGUCUUGCGACUUCCCCCCGGCAGCAAGGGCGAGUUCCCCAAGGUGCCUAUGACCUUUGAUGACUUGGCUGUGUAUUUCUCUGAACUGGAGUGGGCCACGCUGGAGGACUGGCAGAAGGAGCUCUACAGACGCGUGAUGACCGACAACUACGAGACGCUGGUCUCCCUGGAUUAUGCCAUCUCUAAACCGGACAUCCUCACCUGGAUAGAGAAGGGAGAACAGCCUUUCCCUGCGGGCCCCUGUGGCCAGGGGAGGGGGAGUGAAGAGAAGGCAGUGUGCCCAAGGAAACCAAACACUGGAAUCCCUCUGAGUCCAGAGCAUGCCCCAAGUCAAUCCAGCCCUGCCCAGGCAGAGCUUAAAGAAAGACAGGCACCCAAGCAUCAGCAGCAAGAGGAAGCAAGACUUACUCCACCUAAGCCAGACACUGGUGAGCAUGCCCCAAGUCCAGCCACCCCUGCCCAGAUGGAGCCUAAAGAAAGGCAGGCACCGCAGCAGCAGCAGGAGGAAGCAAGAGUUCCUCCAUCGGAGCCAGACACUGGUGAGCAUGCCCCAAGUCCAGCCACCCCUGCCCAGAUGGAACCUAAAGAAAGGCAGGCACCGCAGCAGCAGCAGGAGGAAGCAAGAGUUCCUCCAUCGGAGCCAGACACUGGGAGUCCAGCAAGCACCAACACUUCACCAGUUAAACAGGAGGAAGGGUCUACAGAGGGAGCAUUGCCACCCUCCCCUCCCACCGACAGCCUGCCUUCUGCAGGGCCAGGUGGUGGUGCCGUGGCCAUCAAGACAGAAGCCCUGUCUGAGGAUGAACCUGAGCAACGCCUUCUGGAGUUCCCCAGCCAGUCCAUGUAUCGAGUCCACAAAAGACCCAGGAGCAGGACUGAAGACCCCGGCCGGGAUCAUGCCCAGGAAGUGUCUAGGCUACACAUCAGGGAACCCCAGGCAGCAGACGUGGAAGAGCCACCCCGUGUCCUUCCUCGACAACGGCAGCAGGCAUUCCCGUGCCCUGACUGUGGGCAGACCUUCCGCUUGAAGAUUAACCUGACUAUCCAUCAGCGGACCCACGGGGACGAGGGACACAGGGAGGAGGUCCCGAGUGACUUGCCUGCUGAGUCAGGAGAUAGCCGCUCCACACUGGAACCAGGGGAGGUGGUGGUGCCUGGCCCGGUCAUCCGCUGGCUCCCUAGGGAUCCCGCAAGCCACCGCUCCCUGGGACAGAGGUCAGCAGCUAGGGUUUACCACUGUAGUGAGUGCCUGCGCUCCUUCCAGCGGCGGAAGACCCUGAUACUUCACCAGCGUCAGCACACAGGCAGCAGGCAAGGCUGGCCCGCCUGUCCCUUCUGCGGCAAGGCCUUCCGCCGGCCUUCGGAUCUCUUUCGUCACCAGCGCAUCCAUACUGGUGAGCGUCCCUAUCAGUGCCCCAAGUGUGACUGGGCCUUCAACAGGAACCACCACCUGACUGUCCACAUGCAGACCCACUCCUGAGGCCGGGCUGGCCUGCAUUUCCUCAAGUCCUCUGUCCACGUGGGGAGCCCAACCCUGCAAGGUCCCCACCCUGACAAGGAAGGAGGAACCUUCCAUGCCUCCCUCUGGUACCCCUGAGUACCCUGGCAGGAUCCUUUCUGCCUGACCUGACACUGGUCCCUCGUUCUGGGAUGGCUUUGGAGAGUCUUUCUGGCUUUGUUUUCCAUUCAGAUGGGGAGAAGUCGCCCUUUUGGUGACCUGGUUUUCUCCUUGCUUUCAAGUCUGGGUCUCAUCUCUUCUUUGCUGACCUUGUGCUCUUCCCCCCGGGCAGACUCCUUCAGGAAGGACCUUUCUCUUUUGCCAGGUGGCAGUUCCUUCAGGUUCUAGAAAGUGAGACUUUCUAGCUGAGCUGGUGCUUCAGGGGUCCUUCAGAAACACAGGCUGAAGACACAGCGUCAGACCACACAGUCUUGAGGACGGCUGGCUCAGUGAGCCUCGUUGCCGCACCAUGCUGGCCCGUGGUUUGCUCUCGUCUGGCGCUCAGACACCGGGGCACACUCAGGAGGGCCCCCAGGUUCUUCCUCUGGCUGUGCUAUUUCCUGGUGUCCUUCAGACUCUUGCCUCUCAAAAGUCCUGAACAGAUGAGGCAGAGGGUAGCACUGCCAUCAUUCCCCCGGACCAGGGACAAGUAAGCAAGCCUAUGGCCGUUAACCAUGCUUCUGCAUCCUAUGUGCCUGCUCACCCCAUUGUUGUCUGAGCCCUCUGAAGCAAGACAGCAGCUGUCAGUAAACACUCAGACAGGACGUACACCGUGUAUCUGUCUCAAGCAUAAUACUCAGCUUGCAAGAGCUCACUGCUGCUGUUCUAGAGGCUCAGGGCUAAGGUUCCUAGGCCUCUUUUCUAAUGCUAAAUGCUCCCUGGAAUCAAGUACUCUACAUCUGAAGCACAGCUAUAGCUGGGGAAGGUGGUGCUGUGUAACCCUAGUUGAUCCUGGGCUUGAGUGACUAUUUCCUCUACUUCCAAAAUGCUAAGCUUUACCUGCCUAGGUCAUCAUGCCCAGCUGGGCUUCAGUGGGACACGUUGAAAGGUGUUUUGAGUUAAAAGUGAACGAAGGCUGCUUGUUUCAGGAGCCCAGCUAUGGGUUCCAGACCCUUCUGGCUCCCUCAUUUUUAAAACAAAGAAAUGGUUGGGCUGUACGGCUCUAGGAACUAUGAAGGUGGCAAUCUUAGCCUAAUAGGUGCUCUAUAAACACGUUGCUUAAACUA
Messenger RNA from Mesocricetus auratus (golden hamster), 3241 nucleotides. It is a transcript of the gene Znf783, whose product is annotated as zinc finger family member 783. Gene Ontology annotation, biological process: negative regulation of transcription by RNA polymerase II. The transcript has 7 exons. The record is from RefSeq and is a predicted model, not a curated record. Lineage: Eukaryota; Metazoa; Chordata; Mammalia; Rodentia; Cricetidae. The coding region runs from base 198 to 1997 and encodes 599 amino acids. Gene Ontology annotation, molecular function: DNA-binding transcription repressor activity, RNA polymerase II-specific.